UCCUCAUGAACCUUUGAAUCAGGUACCAAAGCAGUGACGUAACUUCACCACUUUCGAAGCUUCGGACGUCACUGAUCACAUGACUUUUACCAAACGAAUCAAGCUCCGACACAGUGCUUCUGAAACAGUGUAUUGUUUUUUUCAAUACAUGCGCCGAAGCUUCAGCUUCAAACUGCCCAUCACUACUGAACUGUAAUCUCGCGAUACUUCGCGAUACAUGGCCGCCUGCGGUGUUUACAACUUCUUGCAAUGAGCUUGAGCUAAAACAAAAAGUUCCCUCGCCGCACCGAGACAUUAACCAGUUUUAUGGGUUACCUUUACUUUUUUCUGCUAGUAUAAAGAAUAAAGACAGGAUAAAAGAAAUCCAGCGAAGCACCGGACGAACCAGAACGCAGGUAGGUGAUGUCCUCGAACCCCAACAAACUCUGCCAGCCACACUGCAGGAAGAAGCACUAUCCUAGUAGCACCUACCUCACCCACGUCUGACAGCCCACCCACCCCGCCACAGGACACCUAAACACCAGGUGUUUAGCCAAAGCCAUGUGUGACUCAGCUGAAGCAGGUGAUGGUGGAGGUGCAGCGGGUGUGGGGCAGGACACUGAAGCGGACAGCGAGCCCCCUCAUCCGGCCCCAUUUGGACUUUGUGAAUCUGAUUCUCUGGAAAUCGGGGUGACCUCAGAGGAGGGGGUCUCACCAACUGCCAAACGCUUCAAGAUGAGCGAGGAGGAGCUACGACGGGAUGUGGAACCAGAGAAAGCACACGAAGAAACGCCAGCAGAGGAGAACCCCACCUCACCUGCACAAAGAUCAAGAGAAAUUCUGCCGUGUGAGGAGGAGGAAGAUCAAAAAGAUGAAGAGGUCACUGAUGAAGGUGCGUCAGAAUGCCGUCAGAACGGAGAUAAAGGAGCUGACGCUGCAGAAGCGACACCGGAGGAGGAGCAGAACGAAUCAGCAGAGAGCCCUGCUGCAGGGCAGCACCUCGGUCUGGACUUCACCCAGAACCCCACCAUGCUGACGGGUUCCUGGAACGAGUUCUCCAGCGUUCCAGAGAAUUACUUAAAGGGCUGCAAAUGGGCUCCGGACGGUUCCUGCAUCCUGACCAACAGCGCCGACAAUGUGCUCCGCCUCUUCAACCUCGCCCCCGAGAUCUACAGCUACAACUGGGACGUCCUUCCUGAGAUGAGUCCAGUUCUGAGGAUGGCUGAAGGAGACACCAUCUACGACUACUGCUGGUACCCCAAGAUGAACUCGCUGGAGCCGGACACGUGUUU
Molecule: messenger RNA, 1271 nt
Organism: Austrofundulus limnaeus
Lineage: Eukaryota; Metazoa; Chordata; Actinopteri; Cyprinodontiformes; Rivulidae
Gene: wrap53
Product: WD repeat containing, antisense to TP53
Biological process (GO): Cajal body organization
Cellular component (GO): Cajal body
Molecular function (GO): RNA binding; protein binding
Source: RefSeq, a predicted model, not a curated record